Syngnathus acus (greater pipefish) is the source of this 1328-nucleotide messenger RNA. RefSeq names its product dimethylarginine dimethylaminohydrolase 2 (gene ddah2). The coding region runs from base 123 to 995 and encodes 290 amino acids. NCBI's taxonomy places the organism in Eukaryota, Metazoa, Chordata, Actinopteri, Syngnathiformes, Syngnathidae. The transcript has 6 exons. Gene Ontology annotation, biological process: positive regulation of nitric oxide biosynthetic process; arginine metabolic process. Gene Ontology annotation, molecular function: dimethylargininase activity; amino acid binding. The record is from RefSeq and is a predicted model, not a curated record.
ACACAGAGGGGGGCGGGUGGACAGGAGUGAAAAGCAGGAUAACGGGAAACGGCCCUGUUUGGGAAAUCCAUCCAACAGUGGCGAACGUGACCGAGCGUCUCGCCUCCACGCUUUGAAGUGAGAUGGCAAACAUGUGCCCGUAUGGCCAGUUCACCCACGCGGUGGUGCGAGGCAUCUCGGAGAACUUUGGAAAGGUGGUGGGAGACAAUGGUGAGAACAAGGAUGUCUCAGUGGAACUGGCCAAGGCCCAGCGUCAGUUCGGCUGCCUGACGGGGGCGCUGAGGCAGAAGGUGGGCCUGCAGCUGAUCGAGAUCCCUCCCGACCCGGAGCUGCCCAUGAGCUGGAAGGUAGAGGACGUGGCGGUGAUCCAUGGUGACACGGCGCUCAUCACCAGGCCCUUCAGCCAGCAGAGGCGCAGUGAGGCGGAGGCGGUGCGCAAGGUGCUGGCCGAGCUCAACCUGACCAUCGUGGAGAUGGACGGCACCGCGGGGGACUCUGAGGGGGCCACGCUAGAGGGCAGCGACAUCCUCUUCACAGGGAAGGAGUUCUUUGUCGGCAUCUCCUCCCACACCAACAUCAAGGGAGCCAAAAUGCUGGCCGACACAUUUCGGGACUUUUCCGUGUCCACCGUGCCAGUCUGCGGCGGGGUUCGACUGAAAAACAUCUGCUCGAUGGGUGGAGCCAACACCAUCAUCAUCAGCAACAGCGACGGGGCCAAGAAGACACUGCGGAUGAUGGAACAGCUGACCGACCACCACUAUGAGGUUCUCACUGUGCCUGAGCAAUCUGCAGCUAACUGCAUUUACAUAAAUGGGCCUUCCAAGAAGGAUUUCCUGCUCCACAGGCCAGUGGAAGAAUGUCCCGACAGUGUGGCUGCGUUCCAGAAGCUGCAGGAUUACACCUUCUUGCCUACAGCUUGCAGCGAGGUCGCCAAGCUGGAAUCUUCUCUGUCCUCGCUUUGCCUCCUUGUUAAUAAGAAGCACAAAUAUUUCUGAUUGUCAAACCUAUCUGCGUUUUGGAUCCCUCAGUGCUGUCACUCUGAGGUAGGUGGGUGUCCUCACAGAAUGUUUAUGACCAAAACUGUUCACAGUGCAACCUGCAUGAUUUACAUCUGUUAACUACUAAGAUGUUCUGGAUGAAAGAAACGAUGGAUUUUGUGCUUUGCAGUGUUGUAGGAAUGCAGUUAAAUGCUUUGGUUGUUUUUAGCUACUGGGGGAGUGGGGGUCACAAUAGCCAAAUGAAGCUUUUGUACACUUUGCUACAACUUUUGUAUUGAAUGUGAUUGUAAAGGUGCUUCUAUUAAAAUGUCUGGUGAAUAUUGAAAAUCA